This is a messenger RNA of Panicum virgatum (switchgrass), 2060 nucleotides long. Its product is annotated as PGR5-like protein 1A, chloroplastic. Gene Ontology annotation, biological process: photosynthetic electron transport in photosystem I. The record is from RefSeq and is a predicted model, not a curated record. The coding region runs from base 318 to 1148 and encodes 276 amino acids. Gene Ontology annotation, cellular component: chloroplast thylakoid membrane. The transcript is spliced from 6 exons. Lineage: Eukaryota; Viridiplantae; Streptophyta; Magnoliopsida; Poales; Poaceae. Gene Ontology annotation, molecular function: oxidoreductase activity, acting on iron-sulfur proteins as donors.
GCAGGCUGCAGCUGCUGCACAAAAGAUCUGGCCCGUGCGAUGCCGUCGCCCCGUUGAGCGGAGCCACACGUUGGCCCCCGGCCCUUGGCCGUCGCGGCGCGCCGCCGGGCGGUGCCCUCCACGCAACCGCCGCCCGCUCGAUUUCUCCUGCUGCCCGGAGCACGACGGCCAGGUGAUGCCUGAUUUGGUUGCCUUCCUGUUGCCUUCGCGCCGCGCUCCAUUCCCACGCAACGCAUUCCCUCCGGCCCCCCACCCCAAGCAGGAGAGAGGUAUCCACGACGGGAGCGAGCGCUGCCGCUGCCGUUCGGCUUGAAUCUAUGGCCGCCGCAGCCCGCGUGGCGCACGGGAGCGGCCGCCUCAGCCGCCCGCGCCCGCCGCGGGUGGGGAUGCGCGGCGCGUGGGCGGUGGCGGCGGAGGGGCCGUCCUGCCUCUACGUGGGGCCGAUCGAGACCGCCAGCCAGGAGAAGCUCGAGGCGCUCUACCACCAGGCCAGGGAUUCCUACUAUAGCGGUCAGCCAUUGAUCGUCGAUGACAUGUUUGACAAAGUUGAGUUGAAGCUCCGGCUCUAUGGCUCCAAAUCUGUUGUGAAAUACCCCCGUUGCAGCCUCAUAAGGCAGUCAACUUAUGCCGACGCUGAGGAGGACCAAUCAAUGUUUAUGGCAUUAUCAAGCAUCUGGAUGUUGCUGCUCCUGUUUGGCACAGCAGCCUUCCUGGUUCCAAGUCUCUACACCCUGAGCCUUGCAUUCGGAGACGCAUUCGGAGCAAGGUACCUCUUGUACGGUGCAAAGUCCCUUGAUGCUAUAACAGGAGUUAAUGACCUGGCUUUAGUUGGACUGGGCUACCUGGUUGGCUACCCCAUUGCAUCUGCUUCUGUUGGUGCACUGCGAGGCUUAUUGUCAAAUAAUUUGGUUGCACUGAAAGGCUCCUGCCCAAAUUGUGGUGAGCAGGUAUUUGCAUUUGUUAAGACUGAUAAAUCCAUUCGAGCACCUCAUAGAGCAGAAUGUCAUGUUUGUGAAUGCCCACUGGAGUAUCGUACUAAAAUCGAGGUAUGUGAAAUACCUGUCAUUUUCAAACCACUUUGCAGUGUUGGAAUGUAUAGUUGUGUAUAUUUUAGAAUUAAAGGGACCGAGCCCCAGCCCAUAAAUUAAUCAGGACCAGCGUUACAGGAUCACAGCACUUACACCACCCUUGCUGUUUUAUAGCAUCACAACACAGACACCGCCCUUGUUUCCACAGACACCAGCUUCACAAUGCAGAUCAGUUAGAGUUCACUGAAAAACAUCAUCAGGCUACACUCCAGAGAUGCAGCGCACAUUUCCCACCAAAAGACAGAUUCCUCUGGUAACUAAUGAAUAUACAAGAAAAACGUACUGUGGGAGCUUUGAUUCCAGAUUUCCACAGGGUUUGGGAGUUAAACUAUUUAGUGGAUCUAUAUUUUUUGGCAUCACAGAACAAAGUAUAUAUAUGUUUCCAUUGCGGUGUUGGCGUGUUGCUAUGCAGAAAUCAUUGUCAGGGCCUAGAAGAAGCUGGGUCUACGGCCGAGUUUAUCUAGUGAAGCAAGGGCAUCCUAGGAAACGGAAAUGGAUAAAAGACUAGAGUUCCAAUGGCAGCUGAUGAAGAAAAUUAAGAUAUCUUGCGAGAUGGCACUCCUGAUCGACUGAAUCAUUUUUCAGAUACCACUCUUAUUGAUCAGGGGAGGUUAUUGUGUACGAAUUCAUUGAAAGAUUGAUCAAGCCAUUAUUUUGUAAAAACAAAUAGUACAUUCCUUUCUGAGAUUUCCAAACACUGCAGAUGAACCAUGUUGCAUUGUACUCUUUUUUUUUUAUUUAGAUAAACCCAUGAUACAAUGAUAAAGGAUCACUCCAGAAACUAGGAAGGCAUCCAUGCUAUCAGGAGGGAGGAUACAAGUCUGAAACUCUGCACCAAAUGUGUUUUAAUCAUUUCAUCAAAGAUGCGUGUGAAUUAAUUUAUUCUGGAUACUCAACAUGUAUAAAAAAAGUUACAAACUUGUUCAGAUGCAAUCAGCAUUAUAGAAGUGUAUAUGAAGUUUUUGGGAUUAA